Molecule: messenger RNA, 1746 nt
Organism: Cordyceps militaris CM01
Lineage: Eukaryota; Fungi; Ascomycota; Sordariomycetes; Hypocreales; Cordycipitaceae
Product: MFS multidrug transporter, putative
Exons: 1
Coding region: 1-1746 (581 amino acids)
Biological process (GO): transmembrane transport
Molecular function (GO): transmembrane transporter activity
Source: RefSeq, a predicted model, not a curated record
AUGUCACCACCAUCGCCGACUCACGGCACCGCCACGCCGGGCGGCUACGCAUCUUCCAUGACGGCAGCCUCCGAGCAUGAUGUCGAAGCCCAGCCAUCCCCCCACGUCAACCACGUCUCUUACCUCCGACAGUUCCUCGACCAGGCCGGCGUGACACCAGCCGUCCUUCACUACCAGUACCCCGGCAAGGGCACCGCCGAAUCGCCCUUUGUCGUCGACUUUCUCCCCCAAGACUCGUACAACCCCUUCACCUUUUCCUCGGGCCGCAAGUGGAUGAUCAUCAUCGUCCAGGCCACCGCCACCCUCGCCGUCACCUUUGCCUCGUCCGCCUACUCGGGCGGCAUCCGCGAAAUCUUCCUCGACUUUGGCGUCUCCCAAGAGGUGGCCAUUCUCGGCAUCUCGCUCUUUGUGCUCGGAUUCGCCCUCGGCCCGCUCCUGUGGGCGCCGCUCUCCGAAGUCUUUGGCCGCCAGAAGCUCUUCUUCAUCAGCUACCUCGCCCUCACCGCGUUCAACGCCGGCGCCGCCGGCGCCAACAGCAUGGGCGCUCUGAUUGUGCUCCGCUUCUUCGCCGGCGCCUUUGGCUCGUCACCCUUGACAAAUGCCGGCGGUGUCAUUGCCGACAUCUUUUCGGCCGAGGAGCGUGGCAAGGCCGGUGCCAUCUUCUCCAUGGCACCCUUCCUGGGACCUGCGCUGGGCCCCAUUGCUGGUGGCUUCCUCGGCGAGGCAGCGGGCUGGCGCUGGGUCGAGGGUAUGAUUGCCAUCUUCUGUGGUGUUCUUUGGAUUGUCAGCACUGUGACGUACCCUGAGACGUACGCUCCUGUCCUGCUCCGCAAGCGCGCUGUGAAGCUCAGCAAACAGACAGGAAAGGUGUACGUGAGCAAGUUUGAUGCUCAUGCCCCUCCUCGAACUGCUGCCGCUCAGUUCAAGCUCUCUAUCACUCGUCCUUGGAUUCUUCUCGUCAAGGAGCCUAUCGUCCUACUUACAUCCAUCUACAUUGCCAUCAUCUAUGGCACAUUGUACAUGUGCUUCGCCGCUUUCCCCAUCGUUUACCAGCUUGGUCGCGGCUGGGGCCCUGGUAUUGGUGGUCUGGCCUUCCUCGGCAUCGCCAUUGGUAUGAUGACCGCGACCCUCUACGCGGUUUUCGACAACCAGCGUUAUAAGCGCGCGGCGGCAACCUACCCGAACGGCAUCGCUCCUCCCGAGGAGAGAUUACCGCCUGCCAUUCUUGGCUCUAUUCUGCUUCCGGUCGGUCUGUUUUGGUUUGCCUGGACCAACGGCCCCGAAAUCCACUGGGCAGUCUCCAUUGUCGGCUCCGGCUUCUUCGCUGCAGGCAUUCUUCUUGUUUUCCUCCCGCUCCUUAACUAUCUCAUCGACUCCUAUGUCAUGUAUGCUGCUUCAGUGCUGGCAGCAAAUUCGGUUCUGCGAUCUCUCUUUGGCGCAGCAUUCCCUCUCUUCACCACUUACAUGUACAAGGAUCUUGGUAUCCACUGGGCGAGCUCCGUUCCAGCUUUCCUGUCCCUUGCCUGCCUCCCUUUCCCAUUCCUCUUCUACAAGUACGGUGCAAAGAUUCGUGCUCGCUGCGAGUUCGCCUCUGAGGCUUCUCGGAUCAUGGAAAAGAUGAGGGCUGCUUCUGCGGCUGCUGGUCCUAGAAGCGAGGAGGAGGCCGAAGCCGAGGCCGAGGCCGAAGUUGAGGCUGAAGCGACAAUGGAGAAGGCGAAGUCAAAGAAGGAGAGUGUCUUGAAUUAG